This is a messenger RNA of Penicillium atrosanguineum, 1077 nucleotides long. RefSeq lists its product as uncharacterized. Bases 1 to 1077 code for a protein of 358 amino acids. The record is from RefSeq and is a predicted model, not a curated record. NCBI's taxonomy places the organism in Eukaryota, Fungi, Ascomycota, Eurotiomycetes, Eurotiales, Aspergillaceae. The transcript is spliced from 5 exons.
AUGGCUACUGAUUUGCUAGAUGCGGAAGACAUCAAGGUUUCCCAAAAUGCUUUUGUUAUCGUGCUUUGGGUCCUUACAGGCACAUCGUUUCUUUUUCUUACUUUUCGCAUACACGUUCAGCUUAGGUCAUUCCGUCGCCUUUUCAUAGAUGACUUUAUCGUCUCCUUUGCGUGGGUCGUUAUUCUCUCUGCCGCUAUACUUUGGCAGGUUGAGGGCAAGGUUCUUUAUGAAUCCUAUGCUGUCAGCGCCGGCACCACACCCCUCACCGCCACUUUCCUCCCGAGGUUCAACAAACUCAUGCGAUGUCUAGCUCCGCUAGAGAUACUAUUCUAUUCUGCGCUCUGGAGUGUCAAAUUUUCUUUUAUGACAUUCUUCUAUCGACUCAGUUCUAAAAUCAAAUAUCUCCGCAAUUGGUGGUACAUUGUCCUUUUCGCCACGAUCAGCGUCUAUAUUGCUUCAAUAGGCGAUAUUGAAUAUAAAUGCAGUCUCGGGGGAAUUGACUUUAUCAUAAACCAAUGCUCUAAGUUCAAGCACAUCCAUUACGAGAAUCGCAGCUUCUGGGCUAACGCUGUCGGUGAUGUUGUAACGGAUUUGAUGAUUCUCUCUAUCCCAAUUCUCCUGCUAUGGAGUACCAGAAUCUCAUCCCGCAAGAAGAUUAUCCUGAUUAGCAUCUUCUCCGCAACCACUCUGAUUAUGGUCAUUGCUAUAAUCAGAGUCGUGGUAGGUACAACUUAUGAUCGGGAGAUGAACAUCGCCUGGCUAUGCUUCUGGAGUUUUGUUGAGGUUAAUACCGCUAUUAUUAUAUCGUGCGUUGCCUCUCUCCGGCAGCUCUUGAUUACCUCACAAAGCAGGGCUGAAUCCGGCGGGGCAACAUACCAGACUCCAUAUGCUCCAAUGCUGCAGAAUUUAAAGAACAGUACUGUCAGGCAUAUCGGCUCGUCUCUCCAGUCUCCAACCAGUGAUCAGAUGAUGAUGUCGCCAUUGAGUACUGUGCAUGUUCGUCAUGAUUGGGAUGUGACUUUCAAAGUUACUGAGCAGGGUGAGAGAGUUCCGAGGCUUGAGACAAGCUUUGACUAA